AUGAUGAAUUCCCACCGCUCCGAUUUUCCCGCCCUUCCCAGGAUGGGCGUCCGCGCCCGCGCCGCCGAGUGGCCUCCGAAAACCAGUCCUCCAAAUUCCCACAAUUCCUCCUUCCCGCCCCGCCGAGCCCUCCAACACCCCAAAUCCUCGGAAUUCCUACAAUUCCCAGAAUUCCCGCAAUUCCCAGAAUUCCCCGCGGCGCCGCCAUUACGCCAGCGCAGCAGCAGCGAGGCGACUCUGGGAGAAUGCGACGGCGACGAGGCGGCGGAAAAACGCGGCGGAGGCGGCGGGAUUUUCCGCGAGUACGGCAGCACCUCGUCCAUAGACGCGCAGGGAAUCCCCGAGCAGAGCUUCCACCGAAUUCUCGACGAGUUCCGCGCCAAAAAAAAACCGGAAAACCGCGACGAGCCCAAGGAGAAAGCGCGGCGGCGCUGCCUGAGGGGAGACGACUCCAUCUUGAAAAAGCUCCGCUCUCCCCGGCACGACGGCGACGCCGAGGAGGCGGCAAUCGCGGAUUUGGCGAAAUCUUGGAUUUGCAGGAAGGGUUUUGCUCAUUUUGACGUUCAGAGUCUUUUUUUUGAAGCGGUUUCGUUCGGUACUUGCGCCUCUCAACGUCGCAACACCACGACCGGAGCUUCGGCCGCUUCGGCGGGAUCCGAUCCCAAUUUUUCCAGCACUGAGGAUUUAAAUUGCAAAGAAAAUUUAGAGCAGGAUUUAGGGGACAACACCAGCAACGAGCUCCUCUUGAGCUGCCCCCAUUUCCGCAACGAAAUCGGCGGCGGUUCCGGCGAACGUGACGUCAGCUUCGCCAAAUCGGCACCGGCUCCGGACGCGCCCGAACGAUGGAACGGAGGGAGAGGGAGCAACGGGGGAAUUUCCGUGCUGGAAUUCCCCAAAGAACAGCGCAGGAACCCCGAGAGGCUCCGAAACUUCAGCCUGGAACACGCGGAUCUGGGAGCUCGGUACUACCGGGAUUACUUCCAUGGAAAAGUUUUCCUGGUUUUCCCGCAGCUGUGCCGGCGGCACAAGGUGGGAAUCCUGUACUGCAAGGCCGGGCAGAGCUCGGAGGAGGAAAUGUACAACAACGAGGACGCCGGGCCCGCGCUCGACGAGUUCCUCACCCUGCUGGGAGAGAAAGUCUCCCUCAAAUCCUUCACCAAAUACGCGGCACAGCUCGACACCAAGAGUGAGUUUGGCACCAUCAUCUUCCAAGAGCCGGGGGCGCUGCCGUUCACGCCGCAGAAAAUCCGCUCCCACUUCCAGCACGUCUUCAUCAUCGUCCGCGCCCACCAGCCCUGCUCCGACGGCGUCUCCUACAGCGUGGCCGUCACCCGCUCCAAGGACGUCCCACCCUUCGGCCCCCCGGUUCCUCCCUCCGGCGUCACCUUCCGCCGCUCCGACCUCUUCCGCGCCUUCCUCUUGGCCAAGGCCAUCAACGCCGAGAACGCCGCCCACAAAUCCCACAAAUUCCGCGCCAUGGCCACGCGCACCCGCCACGAAUACCUGCGGGAUCUUGCCGAGAACUACGUCACCAACACUCCCUUGGACACGGCGGGCAAGUUCAACCUCAUCUCCUUGACCUCCAAAAAAAAGGAGAAAACCAAAGCGCGGCCCCUGGCGGAGCUGGAGAGCGCCGGCGCCGUCUCCUGGCGCGUCUCGGCGUUGGAUUUCGGCCGGGGCGGCGCCGAAAUCCCGUGCGCGUUGGGGAUCUCCAAGGAGCUCUUGGUUUUGGUGGAUCUGGCGGCCAAGGAAGUCGUUUUCAAUUGUUUCGCCGGCGACGUGAUCGGCUGGAGCGCCGAGGGAGCGGCGCUGAGGAUUUACCACGGCCGAGGGGAUCUGGUGAGCGUCAGGGCCGGCGCCGGCGCCGAAGGGGCCGAGGGAGCGGCCGAGGAGGUGAAGGAGANNNCGCGCCCUUGCCAGGCCACCACGCCGGGCUGUGCCACGGUGGAGAUGACCCUGAGGCGCAACGGGCUGGGCCAGCUGGGCUUCCACGUUCACCCCGACGGCAGCGUGGCCGACGUGGAGGAGUACGGCUUCGCCUGGCAGGCCGGGCUGCGGCGCGGCAGCCGCCUCCUCGAGGUGUGCAAGGUGGCGGCCGUGGCGCUGAGCCACGAGCAGAUGAUCGACCUCCUGCGCACCUCGGUCACCGUCACCGUGGCCGUCGUGCCGCCGCACGACGACGGCACGCCCAGGAGGGGUUGGUCGGAAAUCCUGGCAUCGGGCUCUGCGGAUCCGGAUCCGUUCCCGGCGCCGUUGGCGGAUCCGUUCCCGGCCGCGUUCCGGGCUCCGUUCCGCAGCGGGCCCGGCUGGCACCGGGGGGGCCCCAAAAGGGCCGAGCUCUCGUGCGGCCCCUCCCCCCUGUCCAGCUCCGCCUCCAGCGAGGCCGAGGCCGAGGGCGGGGCCAGCGACGGCAGCGACGGCCGGAAGUGCGGCCGGAAGUGCGCGAGGAACGCUGGGAGCGACGCGCGGCAUGCUGGGAUUGACGCACGGAACGCUGGGAUUGACGCACGGAACUCUGGGAUGGACGCACGGAACGCUGGGAUUGACGCACGGCAUGCUGGGAUUGACGCGAGGAACUCUGGGAUUGACGCGUGGAGCACUGGGAUUGACGCACGGCAUGCUGGGAACGACGCGCGGCAUGCUGGGAUUGAUGCAAGGAAUUCCGGGAUUGACGCAAGGAGCUCUGGGAUUGACACACGGCAUGCUGGGAACGACGCGCGGCAUGCUGGGAUUGAUGCGAGGAAUUCCGGGAUUGACGCAAGGAACGCUGGGAUUGACGCGCGGCAUGCUGGGAUUGACGCAAGGAACGCUGGGAUUGAUGCAAGGAAUUCCGGGAUUGACGCAAGGAACUCUGGGAUUGACGCACGGCAUGCUGGGAACGACGCGCGGCAUGCUGGGAUUGACGCGAGGAAUUCCGGGAUUGACGCGAGGAAUUCCGGGAUUGACGCUUGGCAUUCUGGGACUGACGCACGGAACUCUGGGAAGGAGGCGCGGAACUCUGGGAUUGACGCGAGGAACGCUGGGAAGGACACACGGAAUUCCGGGAAGGACGGGAAGAAUCCCGGGAGCGACGCGCGGAAUUCUGGGAUUGACGCUUGGAGCUCUGGGAAGGACGCAAAGCAUUCUGGGAUUGACGCUCGGAACUCUGGGAAGGACGCGAAGAAUUCUGGGAUUGACGCUCGGAACUCUGGGAUUGAGGCCUGGCCCGAGGCCCUGCAGGCUCCAAGGCAGAUUUUAAUGGGAUUUUUUGGGGAAUUCUGGAUUUUUCCCUGGAUUUGUGUCCCCAGGCAGGUGAACGUGUUUGGGCAGCCGCGGCUCCGGGCGUCCCUGCGGGAUCUUCGCUCCCCCCGGCGCGUCCCCAAAUCCUCCAUCGAGGACGACCUCAAACGCCUGAUCCUGAUGGACAAUUCCUGCCCCGAGCCCGACCCCGCCCCGGCAAAAAACGGUCCCGUGGCGCGCCUGGAGCCGGGGCUGAUCCCCCUGCCCGACGCCGCCGCGCUCGAGUGGGCGACGCUCGUGAGCGCGGCCACGGCCUACGAGGCCCCCCUGGAUCUGCCAGGGAAGGUUUCCCAGCUGGAGGCGAUGCUGAAGCAGCUGCACAGCGACCUGGAGAAGGAGAAGCAGGACAAGGUGUUCCUGCAGGCCGAGGUGGCCAACCUGCGGCAGAACAAUCGGCGCCUGCAGGCGGAGUCGAGCUCGGCCGCGCGGCAGCUCCGCAGAUUCGCCAGGAUCUUCUCCGGGGCCACCGAGAGCCACCAGCCAUGACUGGGAUGGACUGGGAUGGACUGGGAAUGGACUGGGACAAACUGGGAGGGACUGGGGGAAAAAAUCCCCCUGGAAUUGUGACGUUCCCAUCGGGAUCGGCUGCGGAGAUUGGCCAGGAGAACCAGGAACCCUGAGUGGGAUGGACUGGGAUUGGACUGGGAUGGACUGGGA
This is a messenger RNA of Sturnus vulgaris (Common starling), 3936 nucleotides long. The record is from RefSeq and is a predicted model, not a curated record. NCBI's taxonomy places the organism in Eukaryota, Metazoa, Chordata, Aves, Passeriformes, Sturnidae.